GAAUCCAUUUCCAACCGGACUCAUUCACAGCAAGGGAAUCGGACGCAGUCGCCGGUCAGCUGAGGCCCAAGUGUUUCCCAAAAACUUCGAAAACUUUCCAUUUCCUCUAACCAUGGCCGCCCUAACGAGAGGUAUCUUCAUCGUAGGAGCCAAGCGUACCCCUUUUGGAACGUUUGGAGGGAAAUUGGCCAAGCUCACACCAACGGACUUGCAGGAAAUUGCUGCCAAGUCUGCUCUUGCCGCAGCUAAUGUGAAACCUGAACUGGUAGACUCUGUGGUUGUUGGCAAUGUUAUUGGGUGUGCGCACACAGAUACCAUUUACAUCUCGCGUCAUGUUGGACUUCGCUGUGGAGUGCCACUUGAAUCUCCAGCCCUAACUGUCAACAGGCUUUGCGGUUCAGGCUUCCAGUCUGUGGUGAAUGGGGCACAUGACAUCAUUAUGGGUGAUAGCAAGAUUGUGCUGACCGGCGGCACCGACAGCAUGAGCAUGGCUCCCUAUGCUGUUCGCAAUAUUCGCUUUGGAACUCGCCUCGGAGCAGACCUGGCCAUGGAGGACACACUCUGGGCAUCCCUUACUGAUGCCCAUUGCAAGACCCCUAUGGGAGUAACUGCAGAGAACCUUGCAGCCAAGUAUGAUAUUACUCGGCAAGAUGCUGAUGAAUUUGCUCUCAAGAGUCAGAUGAACUGGAAGAACGCUCAAGAAAAUGGUCACUUUGAUGCUGAAAUUGCACCAGUCACUCUGAAAACGAAGAAGGGACCUGCAGACAUGACUGUUGAUGAGCAUCCCAAACCCCAGGCAACUAUUGAGGGAUUGGCCAAGCUGCCAAGUGUGUUCAAGAAGAAUGGAACAGUAACUGCAGGAAGUGCAUCAGGCAUUUGUGAUGGUGCUGGAGCUGUUGUCUUGGCAUCGGAAGAGGCCUGCAAGGAGCAUGACCUCAAGCCCUUGGCAAGGUUGGUGGGUUACUCUAUUGCUGGUGUAGACCCAACUAUCAUGGGUAUUGGCCCAGCUCCUGCCAUCAGGAAACUGCUCAAGAUCUCUGGUCUGCAGCUGAGUGACAUUGGCAUGGUAGAGAUCAAUGAGGCUUUUGCACCUCAGACUAUUGCAUGCCAGCGUGACCUUGACCUGGACCCUGCCAUACUCAACAUGAAUGGAGGAGCCAUUGCCUUGGGCCAUCCUCUUGGUGCUUCAGGCUCUCGUAUCACUUCCCACGUUGUGCAUGAAAUCAGGCGUCGUGGACUGAAAUACGGCAUUGGCUCGGCUUGCAUUGGGGGUGGUCAGGGCAUUGCUCUGCUGCUAGAAAGCCUUUAAGGGACUCCAUCCAGUUGCAUCCUUCCAGAUAAAAAAUUGGAAUUUCUCAGAUAUUAGCAUUUAUGCAUAAAUAAGAGCAUUUUAUUUUAAAUAUUAUGGUGGGAUGUUUUCAAAAUUCAGAAAGUGUCUUUGAUCCCACUUCAAGAUUUUUUGAAUGACACAUGCACCUAUCAAUGCAAUUUUUGUACAAGUUUAAUAUGUAUAGAAUUCUUUGUAUAAAUCCAGUAACUACAUUUCAUAUAUAGCUAUAUAAAUUCAUAAAUUAU
This is a messenger RNA of Penaeus indicus, 1575 nucleotides long. RefSeq names its product 3-ketoacyl-CoA thiolase, mitochondrial-like (gene yip2). The transcript has 9 exons. The coding region runs from base 113 to 1309 and encodes 398 amino acids. Gene Ontology annotation, cellular component: mitochondrion. Gene Ontology annotation, molecular function: acyltransferase activity, transferring groups other than amino-acyl groups. The record is from RefSeq and is a predicted model, not a curated record. NCBI's taxonomy places the organism in Eukaryota, Metazoa, Arthropoda, Malacostraca, Decapoda, Penaeidae.